Molecule: messenger RNA, 2439 nt
Organism: Mus musculus (house mouse)
Lineage: Eukaryota; Metazoa; Chordata; Mammalia; Rodentia; Muridae
Gene: Pex11b
Product: peroxisomal biogenesis factor 11 beta
Exons: 4
Coding region: 259-1038 (259 amino acids)
Biological process (GO): peroxisome fission; peroxisome organization; regulation of peroxisome size
Cellular component (GO): protein-containing complex; peroxisome; peroxisomal membrane
Molecular function (GO): protein homodimerization activity; identical protein binding
Source: RefSeq, marked validated
GCUGCUGAGAAUUUAAAGCAGAAUGUGCUCCUAGGGGCGUGCUUAAAAGCCGGAGACCAUCCCAGAGAAGGGUGAGCUGCCGGAAAUGCACCCACGAUCUCGCUUCGCGUCCUGAAAUUCCACUUCAAGGCCGGCUCCGGCUGCUUGGCUUUCCUGCCGCCGUUUGUCCCUCGCGAAGCCCCGUUGCUCGCCCAGGAGGCGUGACUUGGGGCUGGAAGCAGGCGGGCCGCUGCGCCGUGGGCCCGGGCUGCCGCUGUCAUGGACGCCUGGGUCCGCUUCAGUGCUCAGAGCCAAGCCCGGGAGCGGCUGUGUAGGGCCGCCCAGUAUGCCUGUUCCCUUCUCGGCCAUGCUUUGCAGAGACAUGGGGCUAGUCCCGAGUUACAGAAACAGAUUCGACAACUGGAGGGUCAUCUGAGCCUCGGACGAAAGUUGCUACGCCUGGGGAACUCAACAGAUGCCCUGGAGUCAGCCAAAAGGGCUGUGCACCUGUCAGAUGUCGUUCUGAGAUUCUGCAUCACUGUCAGUCACCUCAACCGAGCCUUGUACUUUGCCUGUGACAAUGUCCUAUGGGCUGGAAAGUCUGGGCUAGCUCCCCGAGUGGACCAGGAAAAGUGGGCACAGCGUUCAUUCAGAUACUAUCUGUUUUCCCUCAUCAUGAAUCUGAGCCGUGAUGCUUAUGAGAUUCGCCUAUUGAUGGAACAAGAGACUUCAGCUUACAGCAGGCGAAUGAAGGUUUCUGGAGUAGGAGUCUCAGGAGGAGUAGAAACUGUGGGACCUGGAGGACCAGGGACUCCAGGAGGAAGUCUGCCACAACUGGCUUUGAAGUUUCGGCUCCGAAUCCUGCUACUGGCUCGUGUCCUUCGAGGUCAUCCCCCUCUCUUGCUGGAUGUGCUCAGAAAUGCCUGUGACCUUUUCAUCCCACUGGACAAACUAGGCCUCUGGCGUUGUGGCCCUGGGAUUGUGGGGCUGUGUGGCCUCAUAUCCUCCAUUCUGUCUAUUCUCACCCUAAUCUGUCCCUGGCUACGACUCAAGCCCUGACUGACACUGUGGUACAAGAUAAGGAGGGAGCCCAGGUGGGUGAGAUGGAAGCUGAGAUGGUCACUGUGUGCCAACCUCAUUGUAAUUCAACUCCUUGACUGAAGUUAAAAUCCAGAUCCUUAGGGAUGAGGGGAAGAACCUGCCAAAGACGGGUCAGGAAGGCAGUGCUAAGGGAAGGCUCCUGCAGGCCUCUGCAGUUGGGCUUCAUUCAGUCCCAUUGCCAGAAUCUCAUAGCUCUUCCCUUUAUCUCUCUGUCUUGAGUCUAGUUAAGAAUUUGUUACCGUGAGACAGAAUUCUCUUUCUUAGCCUCCUGGCCAGAUAUUUAAAAGGAGGGGGGUGGGUUACUUUUUGGUAGGGGAAGCUUAAGUUAUGGAUAGCAAAGUGCUAAUUGUAUUCUUUUUUUCUGAAACCUCAUGUAGCAUUUUUCUUCCCUUCCACCCUCCAUACUUUCCCAGGCUUCAUUUCAUGCCCGGCGUCUCUUCGCUCACACCGCUGCAGGCUGUUUGAGGCUUCUCCCCUGGGUCUGCCUCAGCAGACUGCCUCCACACUUUCCAGUUUCUGCGUACACGUUGAUAUUAGAGUUUCCUUCCGCACUUGGCUCUUGCUCUUUCUCUGACUACCCAGGCUGAUGCCAUGUCUGGCCUCUUCCUGUAAAUACUGUACAAUGAUUCUAUGUAAAUAACUGGUCCUUGCCCACAGAGCAAGCAAGCCUUCUAGGCUAACAAAUUAAAGAUCAGUUUGCUCACUGACUUUUUUAUUCAAUUCAAGAUGGCGGGGGUGGGGUGGGGGGACGGAUUGCCUGUUUUCACUGUGGUACCUAGGCAGGGCUGAAGCUCUGAGCUCCCCUGCUUUAGGCUUCUGAGUAGCCUACAGUGAGUGUUACUGUGUCCAGCUGCUCGUUGACAUCUGGUCUCUCAUGGUCUGGUCAUUGUAAGCCUUAGCUCUCUGACUGUGGAUGGCUUUCCUUGGCGUUAGCAGCUAACAUGGUUACAGGAUUUCACUGAAAAUUUAAAUGUUGGGGGAAAGGUGCGGACACACCAUAAUGGUCCCAAUUCAAAACAAUCCGUGAACAGCCUCAAGUUAGGGGUGAGAUGUUUUCAACCAAAGUAAUUAUCUUGACACCACAAAGCACACCUGUCUACAGGCAGUGACUCCCCAAAAGCUAUUAGACACACACAAGCAUGACCAUAACUCAGUGGAUUGGCAAGGUCACACAGUAGGACUGCCCUUCACACAGUAGGUAGGAAAAUGCUGCUGUCACUGCUGUCAGCUGUUAUUUUGCAUAUCCCAUGUUAAGAUUAAUAAGGCAAAAAAUAUUGUCUCUAAGUCCUACUUUCUGUUCCAAACUGGAGGAAAUUAUUGAAUAAAUAAACCGUGCAUAAAAGUAGCCUCAGAAAGGGU